Molecule: messenger RNA, 951 nt
Organism: Odocoileus virginianus texanus
Lineage: Eukaryota; Metazoa; Chordata; Mammalia; Artiodactyla; Cervidae
Source: RefSeq, a predicted model, not a curated record
UCCACAAAAAUGGCUUUUCAGAACAGACUCAUAAUCCUGUUUCUCAAGGACUAGGAAAGAGCUACAUUCGGAGAUCUCAGCCAUUUCGAUAAAAUUGAAUGUAAGAUAUGGAAUAGGAAAAUUCGGAGCGUGUGGGUGUGUUCUCGACGACCCAGUUAUUGAUUUGUAAAACAGAAGAUGGGUAUGAUGUUGGUCCACAGACCCAGCGGUCUGAGCACCCGGCGCCUGCUUCUCUCCUUUCUGUUUGUUGCAGCCUGGGACGCUGGGAGCGGCCAGGUCCACUACUCGGUCCCGGAGGAGGCUAAACACGGCACUUUCGUGGGUCGUAUCGCUCAGGACCUGGGGCUGGAGCUGGCGGAGCUGGUGCCCCGCCUGUUCCGGAUUGCAUCCAAAGGCCGCGGGGACUUUCUGGAGGUAAAUCUGCAGAAUGGCAUUUUGUUUGUGAAUUCUCGGAUCGACCGGGAGGAGCUGUGCGGGCGGAGCGCGGAGUGCAGCAUCCACCUGGAGGUGAUCGUGGACCGGCCGCUGCAGGUGUUCCAUGUGGAGGUGGAGGUGAAGGACAUUAACGACAACCCNAGGCGCCCAAGGCCUCUUCGCGGGCGUUGUCUGGCGCGGCUGGCGCAGAGACGGCGUUACCUGUUGGUGCUCACGCUGCUGCUGUACACGGCGCUGCGGUGCUCGGCGCCGCCCAGCGAGGGCGCCUGCGGGCCGGGGAAGCCCAGGCUGGUGUGCUCCAGCGCGGUUGGGAGCUGGUCUUACUCGCAGGAGAGGCGGCAGAGGGUGUGCUCUGGGGAGGGGCCGCCCAAGACCGACCUCAUGGCCUUCAGUCCCUGUCUUCCGCCAUGUCAGCAACCAGAAGUGGAAGUGGAAGAACAGUCUAUUGAAGGCGACCACUCUAUCAAGGAUGUCGUUGUUCUCCAAGGAGAGGAUUGUUUGAACGGAAAAAAGUAA